This is a messenger RNA of Quercus lobata, 617 nucleotides long. RefSeq names its product gametogenetin-like. NCBI's taxonomy places the organism in Eukaryota, Viridiplantae, Streptophyta, Magnoliopsida, Fagales, Fagaceae. The transcript is spliced from 3 exons. The record is from RefSeq and is a predicted model, not a curated record. Bases 162 to 590 code for a protein of 142 amino acids.
CGGUGACUGAGGCGAGCACACAGGCUACAGGCCGUGGUGGGGGAGGUCGUGGGUCUAGAGGGCGUGGACGCAGUGGAGGUCGUGCAUACAGUGGAGGUCGUGGAGGUGGUCACGAGGAUGACGAUGUCUUGGAUGAUGAGGCGUUGGAGGGCGACUGGGGCAUGUACAUGGAUGGUGUCGGGUCAUCGCGAUGCACGUCUGACGCUGCUGCCCAGCCAUCCCACCCCCCUGGCCAUGAGAAUAGUGCAGAACACACAUCCUGUGCCCAAGCUGGCCCUCGGUCCCCACCACCCACUCGGCUGUCUCCCCCAUUGUUUGCCGACUCUGCCCAUGACGGUGGCUGUAUAUUUGUACCCACCCCUGGCCGACCGACACCACCUAUAGUUCAAGCUGAGCCCACCCAGGACCCUUCACUUCCUAACCCUGAAGAACCGGCUGCACAGAUCGAACAGAUACAGGGUGAGAAUAUAGUGCCGGUACAUGGGUUGCGAAGAUCACUCCGCACUGACAUACAUCCCCCUGGUUGUGGGACCGGUGACGGUAAGACGAGACCGGCGAAGGCAGUUGUGAGGAAACGAAAAGAUCGUUGAGCCGUUGAUGAUGUGGAGCUUAUGGGG